GCAGCACAGAGGCAGCUCAUAGACCCUGGUUUGUUCCCCCCUGCUAGUAAUAUUAUUAAUACAACUCCUGGGGUGCCAGGGAGGUGGAGAGGGGCGGAUGGAAGGUUAAGAGUGAAGCGGUGAGUGGAUGAGGGAAGGCAGAAACCAAGAAUCCUUUUGUAGUUCUCCUUUUUAUUCCCUCUUUUUUAAAUGUCAAGCUAAAAUAUUCAAAUGUCACGAUAAGACUAAGACGGGCGAUGAACACUCUUGCUUUUUUUAUUUCCUUUGAACUAUUCUUGCCCCCCCUUUCUUUUAAAGCUCUGACAUAACAUGACUUUGUGAAGCAGAUGGGGAACAUGUCCUGCACUGGUAUGUGGGAUGAUUUUCUACCAGGAGGCACAAAGCCUGACUUCUCCGCAUUUUGUCACAGGCUUGACUGGAUUUCAGACAUCCCAGUAGAAAGAAACCUAGCUAAACAUGGGGGAGGACAGACUAAAUGCCAUCCUUAAAACUUUUCUCAGGACUUUGAGAGGUCAUUAAUUUUGCCAGCCUUUUCUUAGUCUCUGACACUGGCCAUCAAUCAAAGGUGUUAUUACGACCCCAAACUCUGAGUAUGUCCCUGCUCAGACAAGGGACCACACAGUAGUAGGAAGAGAUUAAGCCUGUGUGUGUCACAUCACGUUGCACCCUUCUCCCUCUAAGUUGGGUGCUGCGGAAUAAGGAAAUUCCCAGGGACAGAGGGUGUGGUUGUAGUGUUUAACUUUAUCAACAAAAAAAAAGGGUCUUGUGUAGCAAUUUGAUUAUUGGAAAAGGCACUGCAGACUACUAAUGCUUUUCUCCAAAUUAAAAUUCCCCCAAAGCACCAAACCAAAUGAGAUUUAGAAAAUUCAAUUGUUUCACCUCAUUGAUUCUGGCCAAAUAAAAUAUAUUAAAGGAAUAAAUUAACAAUUGACCUCAUACUAAGGGUCUCAGGAGUAGAAACAAGUCAAAUGCUCUCAGUUUAUAUGUUGUUUCCGAGCUGCUCUGCCCCCACCCAUCCCCUCCCUCCCUCUCAGCCUUUAAGCAACAAUAGAAACUUGUUUCCGGGGUCUGUGCGUCAGGCUCGCUGAUGUGAAUGACCCACCAGCACAAAAGCAAAGUCCCUUGACUGGGAAAAAAGGGGGGAUAUAGCUGCCUGUGAUGAUGUCACGUUGCCAAAAUUGUGCUGCUAGCUAAGAGAGGGAGGCAGAAUCACUUUGAGUAGGCGUUGAAAGCUCACUCCUGAAUUCACGAGUUGUUGUGAUGCGGCCUCAGCUCCGUUUUCCUCUGACACUUAUCACUGUGAAGAACUAAUUGUUGAAUUUGCAACAAUUUAUUUUGGCAAUUACUCCAGUAGAGUUGAAUAUGCAAAGUCUCUGUAGUUCCCACUUCCCACACAUGAAUUCUUGUUUUUCUAGUCAAAUCAAAAGGCCAUCUGUAUAAAUGGAAAAUAUAUUCUUUAUUGUUGUUAAGUUGUUGCUUUUAGAUUUGAGUUUUUCUGUAUUUUCAGUCACAGUGUUAAGCCGCAGAUAAUUAGAUCAGUGCUAUCACUUUCGCUGUUUCUCCCCAGGAAUUAACAUAAGAAAGAUUUUUUUUUACGGCCUCACUCCCCUUCUGCUUCAGACUUUUCUUUUCAACUCUUAAAUGAGUCACUGCCUCACCUCAACAUGCACUUCAGUAAGAGGGGGGAUCUUUUUAUUCAGCUGCAGCAUAACGUAUUGUAAUAAUAAUCAUAAAAUGAGUUUUCUGCAUUCUCUGCCUAACCAAUACAAAUAUGUGUAAAUGCUGUACAUUUUGAGUGUGUGGUUAAACUAUGUCUUAUAGUCUAUACACUUGAAACUCUUCCAAAAUGAUUCCACUUAAAUUGGGAUAAGUGCUGGCAGCGUAACAAUCUGGCUCUUGGACACAUCCUUCGUUGUAUUCACGGCCGGCCAACAAACUUCCUGUAAAUACGUUAUUGUUUACAACAGAAGUUUCAUACCCAGGAUUUCUUAAGGUCAACAUUUCUUCUGGCACACUGAGCCUGAACUGCACUUUAUUCCCCUUUAAUUUAACAGCUCCGGCAGCUUUUCUAGUUAAAUCGACUGUUCAUUAUUGAGACCCAUUUUACGAAGGGGCUGUGAGGUGCAAUUUAAUGAAUCUCUGGCACAAAGCUCCCUUUCACUGCCGGGCGAAGAAUAGAGGCUAUUUAGACCCUGUAGGGCUUUAUGUCAAAGGCAGCCCAUAAUAGUUGUCAGGCCAGGGCAGAAAUUCCCACUGGCCUGGGAUCGCACAAGAAAUCAACUUUUGCCAUGAGCAGAUUAAGACACAAGCGAGCAGUUGGGAAGAUUCCCCCUAAUAGUGGCAUCUGUUUGUGCACACAGAUUUUCCCACAGAAUAGAAGCCUUUCUCACUACUGUAGAGCCUUGGUUUGUGGUUUGUUUCAGUGCCUAAAUGAGCAGUAAUUAGAUUACAACUUAACUUCCAUUUGUCACUCCAGAAAGGAAACACAUAAUGGUGUUUGAAUGGUGGUUAAAAUGUUUUGAAAAGCAACCAGGAAUCACACGAAUAAUGAUAUCAGUUGUGGAUUUUUGGAGAAAAUGUUACUGCUGAAGAAAUUGGUUUAGUUAUUUGUUGUUUGUUUAAUAAUCAUGUAACAAAUAGUUUAAAAGACAGAUUUUGGUUUAGUAAUUCUACCCAGAAAAAUACUCUACUAUUCAUGUGUAUUUCAAAGGUUUUCUGCUCACUGUUACAGUCAUUUCCUUCAGUUUCAUGAAAGCGCUUUUGGUUCAGAGCACACACAAACAGUUAAACUAGAGGGGGAGAGUUCUGACAGAGUUUAUUGUCUUCAACACAGCAGGGAAUUUCAGACAAAUCCCUCUUAGAUGCAGGUGGUCAGGCACAAGCAAAGAGUUAAGUCCUGCGCUCUCUUUGCCCCUCCUCUUUGAUGUUCUGACAUCAUUAGUCCAGCCCCCCGAAAGAUCUCCUUGCUUUUCUCAGAGCCCGUCACUUCUACUCUGGAAUGUGUGCAGCAACUUCAUGAGCUGCAUCAGGCCCAGGUGUUUGGAGAGAGACAUGCUGUGAAGAAACUUUUAGUUCAGGGACCACAGCGGAUGCCACAGGUCUAGCCGCUGGGCUCAACAGAGUAAUGGCUGUUCAGACUGCAAUCAUGAACCCUCAGUUCAUGAGUUUCUGCUUCCCUGGUUCUGUGAUGGAGUACGAGGUGGAGAAAGGCCUGGAUGGGAGUCUCCUCGGUGAGGCAGAAAAUGACGAGGACUACAAGGAGACCACUAGGGAUCUGCUGAGCUUCAUAGACUCAGCCUCCAGCAAUAUCAAGCUGGCUCUGGACAAGCCGGUGAAAUCCAAGAGGAAAGUCAACCACCGGAAGUAUCUACAGAAGCAGAUCAAAAGGUGCACUGGCAUUAUAACCCCAGGAAAUGUAGCAGAUGCUGCUGUUAAAAGACAGGGUUCCCCCCUGGCUCAACCCAGCCCUUUGCAGAGCAAAACUCUGCCUAAACGCGAUGGAGUCCAGGCAAACUUACAGAGCAAGAGCCUGGCAGCCCUGUUUAGCCCUGUAAAGGAUAUAAGAGGUGAAAAAGCCAAGAAACCACCCCUAAGGCAUCGCAAUCUGCCCCCCUCUUUCUUCACCGAGCCUGCCAACUACUCAAAAGUCAGCUCCACAUCUGGGAUGACGCUGAAGGACUUGGAGCGAGGAAAUCCUGAGGCUGCGGAGUUCUUCGAGCUCUUGGGGCCUGAUUAUAGCAACAUGGUGAGCGACCAGGACCUUUAUCAAAGUAUGCCGGUCCGUGUGCUGCCAGAGAUGGGAGGCCUGGAUCCUGCUUCAUACGAUGCUCAUAAUUUAGUUGGUGGACUGCUGUACUCCGAACCCUGGACUAGCUGCUCGGGACCCUCUAAGAAACUAGAGGAGAGCCUUCGUACGGGCCCAGCCCAGCCUCCUCUCUACUGUCCCUCUGAGACUGGGUCCAUAGAGGACAACGCACUGUGCACUUUGGCCUUCCCAAACUUCUUCACAGACUGCUCCAUACCUCAGGUCACUUAUGAUUUAAGUGGUGGUUAUAACAGAGCUAACUAUUCAUCUCUAUGAGAAACUGUUCUUAGAAGUGCUGCUGGUGAAAAGCAGAUACAAUUGCUCUGAUUAGUUUAACACUAGGCUAAGAGAAUUGGAUAUUACUUUAUCAAUAUUGUUUAUGUGUUGUGGGAGCAAUAUUGCAACUGGAUUUAAUCAUUUUGCAUAAUCUCCUCAUUGCGUCAUGUGUCACUUUCCUGGGGAAAAACAAGCAACUUCAAAUAUAGUAUUUCAUGAGAAACUGUCCAAAGCUUUUUCAAGUCAAUGCAUUCCAUUUACCUUUUCGACAUCCCAGUCUAAUGAACUCUUCUGUUUUUUCUGUUAAAAUGUUUCACAUGUUGAUAUUAUUUUCUUUAUCUCAGGCAAUUUCUAAUGAUAGUCAGAAAGAAAAUUCAUCUCAUUUUGGGUGAGUUUCAGUUUUGUCAGUGGAGUGAAUCCGGUCAUUAAUAUGAAGACUUUUCAUUCUUACAAUUUCAUGUUGGACAAAAAGAAAACAUACAAGCUGCAGAUAUAGUUGUUGGCGAAGUCCGCUGAACCUCACUUAUUGCUAGAUAUUAUAGAAGUGUUCGUCACAUUUACCACUUGUAUCCAAUGUAUUGGAAAAGCCUUACAUGUAUCUAGCUAUUGUAAGAGGACAAAAUAAAGCUGGUCUUUAUUAUUGUAUAACAGUGUCUGUUUUUGUGUUAAUUGUUGAUCAUGGUUUUGUUGAGAGUUGAGUUUGUUGCAAUCGCAAGUAAAUAAAUCAAUACAUGCACAUUGCACUCUUAUAUAUCCUUUGAGGGCUGCAUAUAAUGCAAAGUGUUUCCAUUCUUAUCUCAACAUCCUGAAGCUUCUCUACCCUGAGUUUUCCUGUUUUGUUAAAUAGUAUUGCUUGUUAUUCCAAUGCUUUUAUCAUCUAUCUGCAACUGUGAACUACUCUUUAACCCUUGGUUUGAAGUGCUUUAUGCAAUCAGUUGAAACUAUUGAGUCAUUACACAAACAGUAAACAACGGUUUAACAGGUAGUAUUUGCUUCAGUAUUUCCUUACAUUGCAUCAUAUAGGUGUUUGUAAUUGUUCUACUCACAGACAGUAUAACAAAUGUACAUUUACUCAAGUAUUUAUACUCGCUUAAAUAGCUUGAAAAGACACAGAAAUGCAUUGCUGAUUAACCAGCAUUGUUUCUUUCUGGUCCAAUAAAUUGGAAUUCCGGUCUCAUUUGUUGAGAUGUUAGACAAAAGGGGAAAACAACAUAACAAUUCUGAGGGAAAAACAACAACUGGUACACACUGGAGAAAUAAUUCAGUGCUGCUUGAUUGAUUUUAUAUUUCUGCUGGGACUGAGAGCCGGCUGGUAAACACUCUGUGGGACAGAAACGCCUCAAAGUGUUGUGAGAUUAGAAAAAGUAAGUUCAUGUACAUUUUCUAACUCAACAUCAUUGCCCUUAAUUACCUUCUCACACAAACAUUCUCAAAAUAAGCAAAAAUUGAGGAAGUAUGACAAUCAUUUAUAUUUAAUUCCCAGUUUUCACUACUGCACCACUCCAUCAGUCCAUUUGCUGGCUUAAUAUGGGCAUGGGAGUUAUUCAUUUCCUGCAAGUUGUCUGUUGAAACCUCCAGACCAUCUUUUGAAUACCAUGACCCCGUUAACCGUAGGCUAUACAUUAGUACCACCCUCUGCUGGCUGAUGAAAGUCCAAUUCAUAGUGCAGAAAUCCUGGCUCACAGUAAAGUCUGCAUGGUGAACUCUUGUAGAAUAAUGAUAGUCACAUUGUUCAACAUUGUAUAUAAUAUUAAACAGGUUGAUUAUCUUUCUUUUUUUACGUUCUAAAAUAUGGCGGGUACCCCCUUCAGAAAUAAAGGUGUACAGAUAUGUAACGCUUAAGUAAAAGUUAUCAGAAAAAGGGAAUUGCCACAAUGUCUAAAUGCUUUUGUAUACUUUUAUAUAAAUACAUACAUUAUAUGUAUCUGCUUCUUGUUGUACUUAAAACAAAUUCAAUAUAAAAACAAUUAUAAUUUAUUUUGUUUCUUCUUCCAUGCAGUCUUAUGUGUGUGGGGAUAAUAGACACUUUUUCCUUGUGAUAUUAGCCUAUUUACAGCAAUGGUAUUUGACCAAAAAUAGUAAUACAGCAAUAUCCUACCAAGUGAAAAUACCCCGCCUACCCUAAAAAUAAGAAAAAGGAAGAAAAGGAAAGGACAUUUUUUUUCUCUGGUUGACUAAACAUGCAUGAUCUGGCUAAUCGCCACACUCCUUCAUAACACAGUGCACACAAAUCCACAAAGACCGGCAGUCUUCAGUUGUUUACGACGAGUUCACUGGGGAGUUAAGUGCUUCAGCUUGUUGUUGAAGAAGGCAGGAGCAAUUUCCAGUUGUUUUUCCUACGAUUUAUUGACCCAUAGCUCCCUUUUUCAAUUUCCAAUCAAGAAACAAUAUAAAAUGGCAGAGCACCACAAACAUGUCCGUCAGUGUUGUCUUCAGGCCCAGCAGCUACUAAUAGCACACACUAGAUGGCAGUAAUGUUCCACUGAAAACUCAAAUGUCCACCACUCUCAUUUAGACACAGAUGCACUCUGAUGUAUGAGAUGAUUUGUGAAACUGCAGUAUUGUGUAGUGCUCUUUCAAAUUCCAUGACAUAAAUGAGUCCUGGAUUUAGUUAGUUGGAGGGGAAUGGGUGCAUAUAAACUGUGAGUAGUUUACAUUUCUGUCUUUUUCAGAGUUGGUUUAAAUGGAUUUCCACACACUAAUGUUAAGAUGCUGUAAGAGUAUCAUGUAAUGAUGUACAUGUUCAUUGUAAUGCUCUAUUUUUAAGCUUAUAAUAGUCUGCCAGGCUUUUUUUUACAUUCCGACCAGCUGGCUUUGUUACAGAUUGGUCAACAACACCCUAUGUCAUUCACAAGACAAAAAAGAUAUCUGGCAAUUUGCAAUAGAAAGCUCCACACACAGAAGGCAUAUGGAUUUUCUGUCCCUGAGUUGUCACCGGCUGAUACAUUCAGAUUAAACCCUACUGAUGGAGCCACAACUGUAUUCUUCUUUGAUUUAUGGCACACUGAGAUGCAAUGUUUGUCAAAGAGAUUAACAAGAACUGUGUUGGCGCAGGGCUGAAUAACAAGAGCCUGAUAUCUAGGUAAACUAGAUAAUAUACAGAAGAUUUUCUCUGGCAUGGUAUAUCAUGUCCUAUAAUAAAAGUAGUGUAAACACAGAUGAUAUAAUUUGCACAUGUAUACGGAAUGGAAAAACAAACCAGUGCUCAAAUGAAAAAGUUAUACAUUUCAGAGUUGUUAGCUUCGUGGUGUUACAUUAGAAUUAGAGUAUCCACGCCUGCCCUCUCUCUGACCUUUCACAGCCAGUCCUCAUGGCUUGUUAGCGCCACCGGGGUGAAAGCACAGUUGCCAGAUGAUAUCCGUUAGCCUUUCGUAUAUACUCUCUCAGUAACAUGUAACUUACUUUUGCACAUGUUUGUUUUAUAGAGAGCAAUUUAUAGAAAUAAUUCACAUGCAUGCUAUUGAAGCAUAGCAUCACUGAUGUUUGUCCCUACUGUGAUAAAUGCCAAAUGAAUGAAGCCUCUCUCAUUCGUACUGGUCCCCGCCUAAGCAUGUACUGGACGGAGAUUUUCCAAACUCUAUGCCAAGUGUUCAUUAUUGAACUGGAUCCAAAUCCUCUGGCUGCCCUAUUUGGGGUAAUAGGAAAGGAGAUGCGUUUAACUGCAGAACGGCGGCGAUCUCUGUCUUUUGCUCUCCUCUUAGCUCGUCGAGCCAUCCUGCUUAGAUGGAUAGACAGUUUCCCGCCCACUCAUCUACAGUGGUUGACAGAUGUUAUGUCCUGUAUGAAACUUGAAAAGAUCAGAUACUCGCUUCUAUACUCAAACAGCAAAUUUCAGGAAGCCUGGGGACCUUUUAUAAAUGCAUUUGAAACUCUGUAAAUCAUUCUGUUAUUGGUUUAACUUAAGUGCAGCAUAUGUAUGUAGGCCUAUGUAUGUAUGUAUACAUGUAUGUAUACAGCAAAUGUGUAUGUGUAGGUUGCGUGUGUGUAUAUGCAUUUGUUUUACAUGCAUAAUACGCAUCCAACAAUAUGUCUGGCAUAUAUUCGUGUGUAUAAGGAUCACUGGCAGUGAUAGGGGAUUACUUUAGUCGUUGUUAUUGUUUGUCUGUGUUUUUCUUGUUUUGUUUUUUAUUUUUCCUUUUGUACAUACAAUCAGCACAGACCAAUCGCUCAUUUGCGUUGGCAUAUAUUAUGUUUACCAUUACUCUCUGACACACACUGCUUAUUAAUUGUCGAAACUAAAUACAAAUAUUUUUGAUUUGAAGCAUAGCAUCACCACUAUCUUUAAUUAACUGCUUUGCAGAAAAAGGACACAUUACAACAGAUUCAUGCUUGGCUUAAUAUAAUAAGCUGCAAGUGGCUCAUUGUAUCCACUGAUUAUCAGCUUGUAAAGAUCACAUUUCUAUUAUUCGUAACUUGACGUUUCAUUUGUCAUAUUCUCCAGCGUACAUAUUCAUUAUAAAACAAUAUUUCAUAACUUAAUAUUACCUUAUAAUUGCACCUUUGUGUCUGAAAACUGCUUUUUCAGUCCCCACGGCCAUUUAUGUAUUCCUUGGGUGCUACUUAUGUCCUUCCAAAGAUUUCCAAUCGAAGUCUUGAUACGUCCUUUGUAAACACCAAAUUCAACUUUAAAUCCUUGACUUUUAGACAUUUUAUUUCAUCACAGAUAAUGCUGCCUUCCACCUUUCAAGGACUACACAGCAAGCCAUUCAAAGCAGUAAAUAAAGUGCAGAGAGAUAUGACUUCACAUUGCCAUUUUCACACCUUGUAUUGCACUGCCUCAACCAGUGAUAGCAGUACGUUUCUGUGAACAUUAAUUUUAAAUGAAUAAUGUAUCCUUGCCUGAUCCUUUUUCUUGUCUGUGGUAGUAAGAUUAUCCCAACAAAUACAAUUUGCUUAGAGCACAGUAUAUUUCUUUCCAUAUGUAUUUCAUGUCUCACUGCUUUCCAUUUAAGUCUGCAUUCAUUUUCAGCAGCUAUGGUGCACUGUUUUGCCUCCUCAGGGUGUUGUGAGUAUGCUGGCUUACAUCUGUGUGUUUUUGUCAGUGUGAUACCAAUUGCAAGUUGUGCAGAUGACAAAAGUCUUGGCGAGAUUAAAGGCUAUACUGCUGGAGAUCUUUCAUCUCUGGCAGAUGCUACCCAUAUUGACAGACACAACUCUCUCGUGAAAAUCACAUUAAUAAAUAUCAAUUUAAAAGCCAUUCCCUUCUCGGAUGACAUACUUUAAUAGGUGGAGUCGCUCCUGUUAUAACUAUGACUAUCAAAGGGGUCUAAGAAAGCAAAAUGUCACUAUAGUCAAUGUCAUCUGAUGUGUUAAAUUGUAGAGAAGGGAUGAUUAUAGACUACACAUUGUCAUGUAUAUGGAUUUAUACCAAACAUAUGAAACAUAACCAUUAGUUGAGGUUUAAGGGAUGUAAUUGAACACUUUACUGAAGGUGGAUUGGUCAUUAAAAGGGAAAACAUGGGAACAUUGGAAAAUAUGUAUUACUUUUGUAUCUGUGUGUUAUCUGUUAAGUCUCUUUCGCUGUUAGGAAGCCAGCCAUCCAUAUUUAUUCGGCUUAUCUAAGUCAGGGUCAUGCCGAUCAGAUCUGAGUAUCAAAAGCCUGUUUUACCCAAGCACCCUCCUCAGGUUCCUCUCCUCAUAGUUGGUCAGGGAACAUGGUCAUUAGCCUUGUCCAAAUCCACCAUCCAACACAUGUAGACAGGAUUUGCAUAUUCACAUGAGACCCUGAUUAUCUCCAUGCAGUUAAAAAGCGUGUCCAUUUAUGAAACACACUAACAAUUAGAAAUGUCUCUUGUAAUGCUUGACAGUCCAAGCAGCCGUGCACUGCCUGAUGCCGCGCCCAAAUGCCUAAAGAUAAAACAAAUCAGAACUGCUUAUUUACUUACUUGUCUGUUCAUUUUGUUUCUCUGCUGUAUUACAGUACUGUAUACUGUAGCAGUGGCUGCUGUUAACUGCAUGAAAAAUAAUGUUGGCGGUAUGACCACCAAACAACAACGUAAGUAGGGGAAUUAACUAUACCAACUUGAAAUCUUCUGCCUGUCAUGUUACACAACAUUCAGCCCGCUGUGAAGAAAAAUAAUGACAUUAUAUACAGUAAUAAUUUCAAAGAAAAAACUGAACAGUUUUAUACAUAUUGACAAAAAAAUGUGUAUAAACCAGGCAGUAUCAUCAUGAUGUAUCUCAUUACACAAUCUCCAUGGCCUUCUAUACCUGUCCACAAGGAACCCUCAGACUUCCACCUGCUCACCUGUUUCCACUUCCCCUCAUCAGCCCAUCGCAGCCCAUUUUUCCCAGUUUGUUAAGUAAGCUUUUGCCAUGUGUUUCCAGUCAUCUGACCUGGCCUGCCUGCUUGCACUUGCACAAUUGUCUGCAUUUGGGUUUUUUCCCUCUCAUCAACCUCACAGCUAUCUGAUGACAUGCUUAAAACUACAACUACAAACUACUAUUCAGGAAUAGUAAGUAAUACCCAUUCUACUUUUCCUCACUGCCCUUUUUAUAAAUCAACUGAACAAUGAAAAUUGCAUUCAAUGUAAUUGUCAUUGGCAAAAAGAAAAGAGCAUAAGCAUUUACUCUGACACUUGCAGGCUUUUCAGUUGUGUCCAAUACCUUAGACAGCACAACAACAAAAUAAGGCAUUUCAUUUCUAUUAUUAUCGCUUUCUGGCUUUAGGUAGAAACAGAAUUUAGAAAACAAGAUUGUUGAAUGCCUCUGCUGAGGGCUUGAUGUGUCUAGCCUGUCUUUGGUAAUUUAAUGCAGCCAAGUCUGCCACUGCACAUGGCUGCUUGUCUUUGUGCAAAGUGGAAACGUGAGUAUUAAACAUUCUCACCUGAAAAUAGACCUUACUCUGUGAAAAUCAUCCAAAUCCUGCGCCAACAAGACCCACAGAGCUGUUCAGUGCGAGAUUUUGUUGUUGUUGCAAUUAUCUCUCUAUUGAAUGUCUUGAAUUAUGAUUCAUUACAUCCUGCAAAAUACAUUUGCUCCCUGGCUACUGUCAGAUGCGAAUGUUCAAGGAUGUUAGGAUAGAAGUGCGUUGUGAAGCGUCUUUGUCUUUGUGUCAUAUCGAGGGCAGGAUCUGAUCCAAAGAUAUAAAUGACGUGCCUAUCAUCUGAAGGAGAGAAAGUUGUAUUAUACCACCUGCACAUCCCUUGAGAAGCAUUAUAAUCUGUAAUGGCGGAGAAAAUCCCAUUACCUGUCACAGAUUUCUUCCCUCAUAAUUGCUGGAGCCUCCCCUUUGGGAGGGAUGGGGGUGAAGGACGACAGACACGCUGAUAUCAGACUAUCUUCAGGAGAAAUCUAGGGGACAUCUAUUUUCAUCUUGUCAUUCCUGUAGCAAGGUUUGGCCUUUCUCAACCCUUGAAAUAGAGUUUUCAAAUAAAACAUUACCGCAAUAACACGACUGCACCACCAUCAUUUGAUGCUAAAGACCUAGUGUGCUGACAACUACAUCACUUGUUGUGGUGAAUAACUGGUGAUUUAAAUAGCCUUUAAGCCAAAUUGUAUUAUAAUAUGACCAGUAUCUCGUUUUUCUUUGUUUCCUAUGAUCGUUAUAAUGCUUUGUUUGAUUAAAAAAAAAGAAAGAUCUAUUUCUUGGUAUGUAAUCUCUAUUGUCAAUAGAUCAAUAUGUUUUAGUUAAAGGUACAACUAUGAAUCUAGUAUGGGAAUUUAGCAUUGACCCUGUAUGCAUUCAUUACUUAUCAAUCCACAUGUACCCAUCCUUUCUUUCUGAUCUAGGUCCAGAUGAUGGAAGAGUAAACUUGAUUCAACAGAGCAUUCCAAGGUUAGAAACCUUUCCUUAUAUUGUAAUCGUCCAUGACAUUCCAGUUAUUACCCAAGAUAAUGGGCUGCCUACACAUGAAGGCCUCAAGAAAUCACCUUUAUAAAAUACCUCAACCACACCAAUUAGCUCAUUGUGUUGGAGCAGGGAUUCUAUUGUAAGAUCAUCAUGAUACCCACGCUCCUAACCCUUUGUCUAAGCCAAGAUAUCCUAUGAAGCACGGUGGCUAUAUGAAUCUACAAUCUCACUCUUUUAGUGCAACGUAAAACACAACACCUUGUAUUGCCUCUAAUGCAGGGACGCCUUCUACAGCUACAAAACCGCCAAAGGUGUGACAUUAGAAAUACAAGAUCACUCGGUCCAUACAGUUGUUUGCUCUUCUCCCAGAGCUCCAUUUGUAGCUUUACAUCUACCAGUCAACCCAAUUACAACAUAUUUAAACACAUGGGGGUCUUCUUGUCCACUAAAUAGCUCUGAGUUUUUCUGUUCCACCCUGUCAAGACAAUAAACAAGAUAUAGUUGUAAUUCAACAGAAUUUGAAGAAAUAGUACCCCUGUGAAAACGGAAUGUAUUCAUCUUCAAGUUACGUAAGAAACCUGCUAGACAUUAUAUAAGCCUCAGUCUCUUCAUAAGAAUAGAAACGGAUUAAAUGUACUCUCUAUCUAGCUGCUAAAUAUCUGAAAUAGGUUCUAGCAUAAAUCUCAUUUGAGUAUCUUAUGCGUCUCCCAUGCAAAAACCCUAUCUCUUUUUCAGGCUCUUUUUUUGUCCUCUGAUGGAGCACAUUUCUGUUGUAUUUCAUCACUUAAUCCUCUCGUCUAUGAUUUGUCUGGUCCAAGAAAUAAUUUGGUCCAGGUGUAAUGCCUUGGAUGAGACUGCUUUGUUUGUUUGCCUUGUUAUUUCUUCUAUAUUGUGGUGCAGGUUGAGUGGAGCGAUUCUCUGAAUGAUGGCAUGCCCCCAUUUUUAAUGAACUGUUUAUCUUGUGUCUGGUUUCUGGCAACGUUUGAUGUUUGCUCAUGGAAAGAAAGAGCGAGAACAGAGAGAGACGGGGGAUAGAAAACCUGCUUGUGACAUUUUGUUUUGUCUUUGUUGAAAUGAACAGAUUUCGGUACACGUUUAAAAGAGCAACGAAGAGACAUCAACUCUGAGGGUAUUCAGUUUUGAUUAAGGUCCUUUUGUGAUGUCCCCUGUAAGUUAUGUUAAACUGUACAGUUCCUCCAUGAUUAGAGGAAGAUAAAAUAUAGGUUUCUGAUACUGUAGAAAAUAUGGCGUACUUACAGUCCAAGAAUAAAGAAUAUGAUUUGUUCUUUUUUACCUACUAUGCCUUGAAUAAUGAGUUUGGAUGUUUCUCCCUCAAGUAUGCGUUGUCUAAAGCCUGCAGAAAGACCUUUUGAGCAAAUAGUGUGCUCUAACUUCAGGUUUCUUGAUUAGAAAAGAUUGUUGAGUUACACAUAAUUAAUUCUACACCAAAAAGCAUCUUAAUGUUGUUUCAGUCACAUUUACUCAAAGACUUUCUCAAUGCAUAGUAAAGUAAUGAAGUUAUAAAGACACGAUGCCUCUAUGUCCUUGUUCGUUUUUGUGAUAUGCUAAUGUAUGCAGAUUAAGGGUCCAUUAGCAUCUCAGUCCCAGGAGAUAUCUUGCAUGUACUGAUUGUAUUUCUGGAGCCAAAAAAAUGAUAUAGGCUGGCCAAGUUUUUUCCCUCUCCUCUGGCUAAUUGUUCCGUUAGCCUUCAUCCAAACAAUUAUUCCAGGCUUUUGAAAUAACCAGACAGCUUAUUCUCGAGCGAAAUCAAUAUUUGUUACUAGUUUCCGACAACACAAUUACAUGUUGGAAAGGUAUGAUUCAAAAGUGUGCAGUGCCGUUGAGUACAGUUCGCAAGAGAAUGCAUUUCCUCUAUGAGGUGUGCGUAAUUAAAAGGAACUUUAUUUAUUGUAUUCCUCUUUUCAGCAGCCGUUUUACAAGUAGAAUUUCCUCAAGCAGAAAUAUCAUCCUCUCAAAAGUUAGCAAACAUCUCAAACUCUUUCUCAGAAACUGUGCUACCUUUCAAAGUGCAAGAUAAACUACAAAGCACGAGUGUAGGUGAACUUGUCUGGAGCAGCUGCAUUUAAUACUGAUUUAUUGACUGUACAAAGAUAAAUGACUAACAGCUGUGUUACUAGCAGCAGUGACAUUUUCACUAGGUACAUUUCCUUUUCUUACUGUCCCCAUCCUCCAGGCAUUCUUCUAUCUAACACUCACACAACCAGCACACUCGACACAAACCAACAAAUUGCAUUGCACCUAGUUAUCAUGGAACUUAGACCACACUUAAAAUUCCUUAAUUUACUACUAUUUUUUUAAAUACUUGUAAUCUGAUCUGACUGGACCGUCUCAAAAGCAGGGAUAUAUUUAUGUAGCACCUCCUUUGCAUUGUGCGCCGAAUAUUGAGCUUCCCAAAAUGUGUAUAAUUUAAUAUUUUCAAAACCAUAUCCAAAAUCAUUACCGGAUUUGUCGGGGGCUUGGAGAUUAACAUGGCAGAUAACAUUUGUAUUUAUCUAUCAAGACAGUAGGGCGGGACCGGACACAAUUGUAUGUUCCCCUCUGUCUCUGUUACUGAUAGGGGUGUUUUGUGCUCACUCAGCAUACUGUAGCUUUAGGCUUUGAGUCAGAAUGAGUGCGGGAAAUCAACUGGGAAAAAAGCCCGGGGUGUCAAUGUUUUACAAUAUAAAAUGAUAUAAUUAAAAUAAUAGAACCAUUUACUUAAUGUUUUCUGUUGAGCACUUAUUGAAAUAUUGUACUUAUUUACUUAACACUUAUAGUUAUGUCUACAAGACCUACACUAAAGUUGUCAAUUGUGUGUCGAAUAUACACAUGGAUACUAUGUAUAUCCGAACAAAACUUUUUUAUCACGGCUAUAGAAAGUCAUUCUCAGUUUGGAAGUGUGUCUUAUUUGCAUAGUAACAAGACAGCAGAUGCUCACUUUAUAGGGGAAAGAACGUCUGAUAUCCUCACAGGUUAUUGCGAUAUGUUUUAACGCUCUAUGUAAUAUUGUAAAUCGAACAGAUGCUUCAGUAGUUAAAUUGAAAAUGAAAACCAUUUUCACCUUUCUAAUGUUCCAACUGUUAUUAAAACAUCCAAGAAAACUCUGUGGAUGAAGGGCGAGUCACUUAAAGAGAUGGACGGCUUUGCAGCCCAGCCCAGCCAGAGGGGUUCAAGGUGUGAUGAAUACUAAAAAGAGAAGACUAUGAGGAAUAAGAUUUAUUUACAUGCACAGCAACAACAUUAUUGAGUCAUCAAUAAACCUUCACCUCUAACCAGUAAAUCUGUCAAAUGCUUAAUCAAACAAAAUCUCAAACCAACAGCGUCUGAUCCUCAACAUGAGGGCGCAUUAAUGUGUUCUAUUGACAUUAACACAGACAUGCAAAUCUGCAUACAAAUGAUGCUGAAUUAGCUGGUUCACUUUAGGCUGUUGGAAGUUUUAGGGGACAUUCAUCCGUAGGCAAAGUGAUACACUCCCAAAAAAAAUGUAAAACAUAUUUCUGACAUAAAAAUGGACCUCAUUAUUCAAUCAAUGAAAUGACAGUCUAUAUUAUUUUAUGUAAAUACAAGUAGCGUUUUUUAGGGGAAAAGAUUGUCUUUCCUUGUUGAAUAUUACUUGAAAACACACUUGCUUCGUGUGCAAAUACACCUCAAAUGCUAUCAAUCACGACACAUAUCAUUAGUAUGAGUGUAGUCCUCUGUGACCUUUUCAGAUCACAUUAUGAUAGUGAACACAGUGAGAAGGUCAUCGAGCGUCCUCUCUCUACCAAGGGGGGGAAGGCACAAUGUAAGUUGCUUCAAUUUCGAUAUUACAGGAGGGAACGCGGAACAUGCUGAUUAGAAAAGGCCCAUAAACAAAGAACAUACAGCUGACACUACAGAACGUUCAUUAUCUAUGACUGCACUUUUGAACCAUCACAUACCAGUUAAAAUCAUACGGCUACAAAUGGCCAUGAAUUAUUAAUGUUGAAGCAGACUUUACAUGUAGGCUACUUUUUAGUUUGAUCUUCUGACAGACUGCAUGAAGUGCUCAUCUCAAUAAGUCAUAAUUCGUACAUGUAGACUUUAUAAAUGAUGUCAAAGACGGAUUAUAUUACCUUUUUAAGGAAUCAAGAUUUUUCUAGAAAUCGCUCUCAAGAUUACAUUAGUGAAAAAAGGUGAGAUAUUACAACUCGUAAAAUUCCAACUAGCGUACAAACACACACUUUCAGCUCCUCUGCCCUACAAACACCGUUAUGUUUGCCCGCAGCACCUCCAGCUAUAGACAAACUGAGAACUCUGACUAGCUAUUUAAUUCUGCUCAGGUAAGGCUGAACUCGAAACAACCCCUGCUUUGACCUUAUUAAUUAAUUUCUCUGGGACUUUCUAUUGAUUGGAAAACAGUGGCAAAAUAGGCUGCUGCUGUAUGUUUGUAUAUCAUAAUCCAAAUAUGGAAAGAAGACUUGGUCAUAAGGCUGAUUCGAUGAUAUGACCUAAGGACAUUCACCUAAUAGGUCUUUGAGUUUACAGUUCAACAGCAGUCAUAGAUUCUAACCAUUUAGACACAUGAGGAACAUCCACAAUGGACAGAAAGGCAUAAACUAUGGUUAGAUUCAGUAGGUUACUUGAGAUUGCGGCCUUUUCCAUUGUUGGCAAAAUGACCAGAAUACAUGGUCCUUGUUAACCGGCUGCCCCCCCCUCUACAUCCUGUAGCAGCAGGGAGAGUGCUGAGGGGCAGAAGGGUUGUAUAGUUGAAUAAUAUUCAGCUAUACAACCCUUCUGCUAGACAUAUUAUGUUAGUCUAGUCAGCCCAACUCAUUGAUCUUUUAUCUGAGGGAUGUUUGUGCAAGUAAGAAUCAAUGGCUCUGACCAAGGCUCUGAAAAAGCAGACAACACUUGCUGCAAUUAGUCAUGUGAAAUUCUAAGCAGGCCUCAUUCGCGCAUAUUUAGAGACAGUUUUUUAUUCUUCAGCAUCCACUUUAUUUUGUGGAGUUCAUAACUACUGCUGAGAGUUUCUGAUAUUUCUCAGUAUGUGGUAGAAAAACAACCUCUUGCUUUCUUAAAUCAUCAAUGGCCCUUCCUACUCCAAGAAAAGUAAUAACAGAGCAAACAUUACCGUCAAAUGCAACCAUUCGUCAAUUCCAUUAUCUGCAGUGGGAGACCAUAUAUUGGCCAAUGGUUCGUUAACAUUUCCUGUGCCACUUUUUCAGGACUUUAGGGGCAUACUGCAUGUGUAACACCUGCACUUGCCUUUCAUAACAGGCUAGCUUUUUUCUGUCACCAUUCACUGGGUAUGCGUAUAAAACAUGCCAUUUGGGAUUAUUCAGACAUAACUCUGAGAUGCAAAAUGUUCCAUUCAUGUAGUGAUUAGUGCACUUCAAAAAAGAACACUAAGAAGCUGACAUUACUGAAGUAAAGGAUUAACUCUGCCGUGAUGACUGCUUCCUGGCAGACACAGUCAAAGGUGUUAUGGGAGACAUACUCCACUGCAAUCACUAUGAGCAGUUUUGCCUUAGCCUGAGAUUGCCUUUUUUAGGCUAAACUAAGCAUUGUUUUCCACCACCAGGGUAUUUUUUAUUUUGUUAUUUAGCCUUUAUUUAUACAGGUGUAGAUCUCAUUGAGACACAAGGUCUCAUUUUCAAGAGAGACCUGUCAGUGGUAACACUACCACACAAAGUUACAGACAGACAGGACACUAAACACAGAGGCAACACUAAAAUACAACAUCGUAACAAAGUAGUCAUUAAAAUCCAUAUACAGCAGUCAGAUAUAGCAGGUGCAAACACCGUCAGAUGAUUUCUCCAGCUUUUUUUAAAUGAGUUUAAAAUCCGUGAUGGGUAUCAAAGUGGUCAGCUUAAGUUCCUGCUGAAGUGUAUUCCAGAUCGAGGGGGCAGAGUACGAUAUGGCUUUUUUCCCAAGCACCGUGCUUACUGAGGGGACGGACAGAGUGAUGUAAUGUUGAGAUCUUAGUCUAUAGCUGUACUGUUUGUGUGAUAUGUAAGUAGAUAUGUAGAGGGGCAGCAGUCCAAGCAUAGCGGUAUAGAUCAGUUUGUACCAGUGCAGUGAUCUGCGCAUUGAUAAUGAUGUCCAGUUGACUAAAGCGUACAGCGUGCAAUGGUGUGCGAGGGGUUUACAGUUGGUUAUGAACCUCAGAGCCCCAUGGUAAACAGCGUCCUACAGAUGAAGGGAGUGAGCUGAGGCGUUCAUGUACACAACAUCCCCGUAGUCCAAGAGCGGCAAAAAUGUAGCAGCUACAAGCCGUUUCCUCGCACUUGUGGAGAAGCAGGCCUUAUUUCUAAAUAUAGGUAUAUAAUGAUUUGGAGAUAAAUUGUAAUUACAUUGGUAAAAUGUCAACCUCAUAAAAAGAAAAUGUGAUAAUGCCAUAUUUGCACAUUGACUAGUCUCCUAUUGUGUAGAUGUGAUCGUGACAUUUAAUGUCUCGGGUAAACAAUCGAAGUACAGGCAGUGAAUGAACAGAGCAGCACUUGAGGCUCUCUCUCUCUCUCUCUCUCUCUCUCUCUCUCUCUCUCUCUCUCUCUCUCUCUCUCUCUCUCUCUCUCUCUCUCCCUCUUUUUUUGCACAUAAUGCUUACCUACUGUUUAAUUUUGUAAUUAACAUACAUGAAUCUUUAACUCAUCUUAAUUGAAUUGCGGCGAUUUUAAUUAAGGGCUAUUUUAAAACUGUAAUGGGACACGCCUCUAUUACUCUUUGUCUGAUAAACGCAGGGGGCAGGGCAAAUGAACACGCUUAACUUUAAUGAAAAUCAAGAGAUCAUGCAUUAAUGCUGCCUGAACAAAAAAACCUUAUUCAACAGACACACUGUAUUUCUGGAAUGCCUUUCACUGCAGGUGAUGUUUGACAUAUAAUGCAUUACAGAAAUAAGAUAAAAAAAACAAUAAACAAGGCUUUGUCCUCCCAGAACUGUUCCUGAUCUCUUUCUCUCAUACCCUCUUGCACCACUUGACAAUCCCUCUAUCAUGAUUGAUAGAAAUUACAGUUAUAGUAGACAGAGGACAAUUCCCCUGCAUAUUCCUAGAAAAGGUAAUAACAGGAAAGGGGCUUUUGUCAAAGUAAUGACUCAUCAAUGUUCUCCCACAAACCUCUGCUCCAGGAGGUGAAGAUAAUGUCAAAGUUGGACACUUUUCUUUGCUUCAAAGAAUUGUACAGAUACAUAUGACAUUACAGUUUAAUGAGCCGAAUGUCUCUGAAUGUAAUCCCUCAGUGAUACCCAUGCUGUGCAGCCUUUAUUAGAUGCACUGCAAUGCAUUUAUAUAUGGUUCUGCUUCACCAUAGAGGCUGUGGCAAUGUGCUAGUGUGGAACUCACUCUGUAAUAUCAUCUCAAUGUCAUCCCUGAGAUAAUCAUGAAAUAGCUUUGGAGUUUCUGAUGAAACUGAAAGCGUGAACUAAUAAUAGCAUGAACAAAUAAUGCUUCAUCAACUCUGCCGAUGAAAAUGAAUGAUCAAGGGAACUGAGUCUCUGAAUGCUACUUAAAUGGGAGGGAAAAUACAUCUAUCCUGAAAUCCUCUUGCAUUGCUAGAUAUCAUCUGUUUGUGUGCAGUGUAUUAUUGAAGUGUUGGAGUUUAUUAUUUUUAGUGAACCCACUUCCCCCCAUGAACCAUCUUUCCCUCACAUAUCUCGUCAGCUACCACUCCAGCUAGCAAUUUCAUUUGGUUCUUGCAGAACUUCAAACACCAUCUGAAGUGGACUUGUUUCAUUCAAUCAAAGGUGUUUCCACUCUACACAUGGGGUCUUGGGUUCUACCAAUGGCUGCAUUGAAUUCUAGGGUGCUGAUGCGACUGUCAGUGUCGAAGGUUCUUCUGCCUCAUCUUGAUGUGUUUCUUCGUGUCUGACUGUUGGACAUUGGUGCACAUUGUUUUAUCUAAAUAGUUAUCACCGCAAUAAACCGUAUUUAAUUUUG
Molecule: messenger RNA, 19768 nt
Organism: Gymnodraco acuticeps
Lineage: Eukaryota; Metazoa; Chordata; Actinopteri; Perciformes; Bathydraconidae
Product: protein FAM181B
Exons: 1
Coding region: 3125-4081 (318 amino acids)
Source: RefSeq, a predicted model, not a curated record